GGUGGAUCCAGGCAUGGUGGAACUCCUGCUCUCACCCCAGGGAUAAGGAAGUAUCCCUCAUUCUGGAAUUGCUCCAAUCAUGAGGACAAUGAGACCAUCGGUCGCUCCCCUCAGAGAGCUGUCCGUCCUGGAGGCGAAGGUAGACAGCCUUGAGCGUAAACUGGACCAGUUGCUCUCCAGCAAACAACACUCUGCUUUUCUGCGGCCCGGGGUGUGUGCACAGUGCUGUGCCUGUAGUCUGCACGCUCGCCAGCAGGAGGCUCUGGUCAACAUUCUGUCUGCCCAGGCCCGGCAACUGGAGUCCUUAGAGAAGCUGGUUCUGGAUAUCCAUGGGGCACAGAAGUGCACCUCACCCAACCGUGAGGCCGAGGCCACCCCCGAGAAGGUGCAACCCUGCAGGACCCUUCCAACUCCGCCCAGCCAUGAGGCUGGGGCCAGCCCCGAGAAGGUUCAACCCUGCAGGACCCCUCCGACUCCGCCCAGCCAUGAGGCUGGGGCCAGCCCCGAGAAGGUUCAGCCCUGCAGGACCCCUCCGACUCCGCCCAGCCAUGAGGCUGGGGCCAGCCCCGAAAAGGUUCAACACUGCAGGACCCCUCCGACUCCGCCCAGCCGUGAGGCAGGACCCCCUGUUAGAGAGCCCUUCACAGAUGCAAAGAAGGACGUCCCCCAGCCAGGAGUGAAAAGAAACCAGGCCUUAAAGCAACAGAACAUGUUUGUGGCUCUCCAGAAAGGUGGUGCACCCGCCCAGGUAAAAGAGGAAGCCAAGAAGGUCAAAGAUGGAGCUCAAAGAGUAUGUAAAGCACUCAGCCCACCUCUGGACGGAGGAUUGGCACCCAAAAACAGCACAGCGGCUCUCCCCCCUUCAUUAGCUGCACUGCUACCAAGCCCCAAAGUGCCACCACAACCAGCAGACCCCUCCAAACCAGGGCCAUCUGAGGAUCAGCCUCCCCAGCUGAAGAUUGAUGGGAUAGCGGUGCUGAAAAAAGAUCCAGAGAAAAUUGUGUCUGACAUUAACAAGGAUGGGGUUGGAGACCAGCAGCUAAGGAUGGACAAACUGGAGGUCGGAGCUUGCCUAUCAGUGAAAUUCCCGGUACAAUUCCAUACAGAGGAGACCAGAUCGGCCGCUUCUGUGACAGAUCUGCCCCCCGACCCCAAGUGCUCGCCACCAGCUACAUUGGCGACGACAAUCCCUACAAAAGGAGAAAAAACAGCGCCAAAUGUCGGACAGGGCGCGUUAUUUGGGUUGACAGUUCCCAUGGCAACUACAGACAGCCCCAUCCUCAGACAUGUCCACAGCUGUCCUGACUCCUUGCAAAGGAUACAGGGUUCAGGAGGCAGCGUCCCGCCAAUCAAACCUCCGGACAGUGUGGCGCCUCCUCUGGUGAAGGCGUGCGAUGCUGCCACAGGGCCUACAGUGAUGCCAGUGCACUGCUCUGUGGCAGCUGGCAUUCAGAUCCGAGUCAGCCCAGCACCCACCAGCACUGCUGCACCGGGCACGCCCAAAACCACACCCAACACCUGCCAGAAAAUAAUAGAUGAUGAUCCCCCUCGCCCUGCCCCCUUCCCCCACCGCGUUGUGUCCCUGAGACCCAGCCAGCCCUGUGAGCCCUACAGCAUCAACACCAAGGAGGUGCUUGGGGGGGGCCGCUUUGGCACUGUGCACACAUGUAUGGAGAAAACAUCUGGGCUGAAGCUGGCAGCAAAGAUCAUCACGGCACGGAAUGCCAAAGAGAGGGUGUCUGAUAUGGCGCUUAACGAGAUACAGGUGAUGAAUCAGCUGAGCCAUCCCAACAUCAUUCAGCUGUACGACGCCUUUGUGUCCAAGAACCAGGUGUUUCUGAUCCUGGAGUUCGUGGAAGGAGGGGAGCUUUUUGAGAGGAUUGUGGAUGAAAGUGCCCCCCUCACCGAGCUGGAUGCCAUGAUCUUUGUGAAGCAGAUCUGUCAGGGGAUCCAAUACAUGCACCAGAUGUAUGUCCUGCACCUGGACCUCAAGCCUGAAAACAUCCUUUGUGUAAAUCGCAGUGGCUACCAGGUGAAGAUCAUUGACUUUGGGCUGGCCAGAAGAUACAAGCCCAGAGACAAGCUCCGCGUUUCAUUCGGGACUCCAGAGUUCCUAGCUCCAGAGAUCGUGAACUUUGACUUUGUUUCCUUUCCUACAGACAUGUGGACACUUGGGGUUGUCACAUAUAUGCUACUGAGUGGUCUGUCCCCCUUCAUGGGAGAUGAUGACAGUCAGACCCUCAACAAUGUUGUGGCUGUGAACUGGUACUUCGAUGAGGAGGCCUUUGAGCAUGUCUCCCCCGAAGCCAAAGACUUCAUCUCCAACCUGCUGAUCCGGGAAAGGAGUGGGCGUCUGAGUGCCACGCAGUGUCUGAAACACCCCUGGCUCAACAGUGCCGAAGACAAAGCCAAGCGCAGCAAUAUCCUGCUCAAAUCCCAGCUCCAGCUCAGAAAAUACAUGGCCAAGCGUCUGUGGAAGAAAAACUACAUCGCCAUAGCAGCAGCAAACAGGUUUAAGAAGAUCAGCAGCUGCGGAUCCCUUACGUCACUGGGAAUUUGAAUAAGCCAAACUGUAGGACAAUGACCUGCGCAGAUAGGCAUCCCGAGCCCGAGUCAUAUGACGCAGAUCUGCGCAGGUUUACGCAGACAAGUACAACUAAAGGACCGCAGCUGAACCCCUCCUACAAGCCUGAAGCGUGGAGCAUACAACAAGCGGAGAGAGCGAG
This is a messenger RNA of Megalops cyprinoides (Indo-Pacific tarpon), 2726 nucleotides long. It is a transcript of the gene mylk2, whose product is annotated as myosin light chain kinase 2. Gene Ontology annotation, cellular component: cytoplasm; nucleus. The record is from RefSeq and is a predicted model, not a curated record. Gene Ontology annotation, molecular function: ATP binding; protein serine/threonine kinase activity. The transcript has 14 exons. Lineage: Eukaryota; Metazoa; Chordata; Actinopteri; Elopiformes; Megalopidae. Gene Ontology annotation, biological process: intracellular signal transduction; protein phosphorylation; positive regulation of apoptotic process. The coding region runs from base 80 to 2560 and encodes 826 amino acids.